AUGGCAGAUGCCUUAAGCAGGAAGACUGUAGCAGCCUUGUUAUCCCUUCAAGCUAAAAUGACCAUGUUUGAUGAUGGAGCCUUACUAGCGAAGCUAGUUGUGAAACAAAUUUCUCUCUCUCUGAUAUUAGAAGAACAAAUGAAGGAUGCCCAAUGUGACAGGCUUAAACAAAGGAUGUUGUCUGGUAAAGCAAUAAACUUCAGUGUAGGCAAUGAUGGUGAGCUCAGGUUCAGGAACAUGUUAUUUGUACGUGUGGGAAAUGGGCUGAGAAAAGAGUUGUUAAAGGAAGCUCACCAUGGAACUUUCUCACUCCACUCUGGUAGCAUCAAGAUGUAUAGAGAUUUGAAGGACUCCUAUUGGUGGUUGGGUAUAAAGAAGGAAAUUUCAGAGAUCACCAUCGAUUUUCUUUCUGGUUACCCUUCAGUCCGUCCAAGAAGAAUGUUGUCGGGUGGUAGUUGA
This is a messenger RNA of Gossypium raimondii (Peruvian cotton), 459 nucleotides long. RefSeq lists its product as uncharacterized. Lineage: Eukaryota; Viridiplantae; Streptophyta; Magnoliopsida; Malvales; Malvaceae. The coding region runs from base 1 to 459 and encodes 152 amino acids. The transcript is spliced from 2 exons. The record is from RefSeq and is a predicted model, not a curated record.